AUGAAAUCUCAAAAACGGACGUCACAGUCACUCCAUCCAUCCAAAAGUGUGAAUAUAGAUGAAAUACCACUACCAUCUCCACCUAACAAUAUACCAAAUUGUAUGGAAGUUCAGCCGGUGGAUAGCUAUGUCAUGGAGUCGGAGUCGAAUGUGGAGUUGGACACAGUCUGUCCACAUAAUGUAGAAGUUGAUAAUGCUCAGAGCUGUCCUGGGGGUGAGUUUAUCGUCACUGUCAAUGACGUCCUUGAACCCAUCUCAGUUCCUGACUUAUUUUCUCAUGUUUCAAGUGAACCUAGUUCCAUCAACGAGUCAUCCCAGCAUUUGGAUAUGCAAGGUGUUCAAAAAAUGUGUGAGGUGACUGAUGGCAUCCAGUCACAACCUGCUAGAGACCUGGAUGUGUUAGAUAUCCAGUGCUCUGAAAUUGUUGAACACGUAGAUGGUACACCACUAACAGUUGUCAGUACACAGGACAUUAGGCCAUGCGAAUCGAAAUACGACCUGCGGAAACGGAAGACUAAGCCUCAUAUCCCGAUGUGUUUUCUGUCCAACACUCUCAAUCCGUAUGAAAGGUUAUCCGAUUAUGAUGUUGAUCUUAGCAGCAUUUUUUCUUCGUAUCCUGGGGCACCUAUUCCACAAUACACUCACUUGUUGAACAAUGACUACAGUCUUUUGAGUUCGACCCGUUCAUCGAUUCCCAGUAAGUCAACAUACUCGGGGAGUGGUAAGCUUCUUGGGGCAUCUGGAUUGCGUGCUAGUUCAUUACACUAUGAGAUGCGACAAUGGAUUUGUGAUUGCGUCGCUCCUACUCCAGUGGAACUUGAUCUAGGCAUACUUUCCUGUGGUCCUGGUUGUAUCAACCGUGCUCUGAAUAUUGAGUGCGGACCGCAUUGCGCUGCUGGUGAUUUUUGUAGUAAUCGUCAGUUCCAGAUGAGGCUUUACGCUCCGACAAGACCCUUUUAUGCGGGUAAAGACAAAGGGUGGGGACUGAUGGCAACAGAUAACGUCGAGAAAGGAUCUUUUGUAAUUGAAUAUGUGGGAGAAGUAAUUGACUUUUCUGAAUUUCGUCGACGUAUUCGUCGGUACGAACGCCUGGGUCACGCUCAUCACUACUUUAUGGCUGUGGAGUCAGAUAGAUUCAUCGAUGCUGGUAGUAAAGGCAAUUGGGCAAGAUUCGUAAAUCACUCAUGCGAACCCAACUGUGUUACUCAAAAGUGGAGUGUGGAUGGUGAAAUACGCAUUGGAUUUUUUGCUAAAGAAGAUAUCCCAUCUGGUCAGGAAGUAACCAUAGAUUAUCAGUUUGUCCAGUAUGGGGUUUCUGAACAAAAGUGUUAUUGUGGUGCGUCUACCUGCUCUGGUGUAAUGGGGGCGACCAGCAAAUAUUUGCAAGAAAAAGUUCGCAUGAAAGACACUACAAUGGUUGAAAGACGCAUUCUCCAACUCCUUCAAUUAGAUUCGUUCAGAAAUGCAGACGAUAUAACUCUGUUAUUACAAGUUAUGGUUCAAGAAUGCCUUACAAGGUACACUCGACUGCAGCUUCUCAGCCGUCUGAUUAAAACAGAAAACGAUGCUUGUCUUAAACUUUUUCGACAGUAUAAUGGUCUCGAUAUGUUGGCGGCCUUUAUGUGUGAUGCAGCGCCGAAAGAUUGGGAACUCAAAAAGCAGAUAUUAGUUUGCUUGAAACACAUCCCUGUUUCAGAGCAAAAACAGGUACAGUCGAAUUCACGCCUUAUGGAAAUAGUAGCACAGUGGACUUCCAAUCCUCACCACUGUCGGGCACGUAGUAUUCCUCCCGAGUCGUGGAAGAGUGCUGACGUACAUAUAGCAGAUACUUCAAAUGUUACUUUGGUUAGAUUUUCCACUGAUGAACUCCCUAUGGAGUCGAAUUUCGACUCUGAUGAAACAAAAUCACUUUCUAAGAGUACCAAGGACAAUGAAUCAUCUUCGAUACAAACAGGUGAUAAAAAUAGUGAUUUUGCUGCAUCACCUUCGAGUUCCGACUCAUUUAGUUCUUCCUUGAAGGAGAAUGCAUCAUGUGUGUUGCAUGCUUCGACACUCCCAGUUUACGAAGAAGGAUUUAACGCUAUCAUUCAAACUUCUGAUUGUGAUAUGUCCCCCGUAACUGUUGUGGAUGAUGAUAAUGGUGAAAUUGAAAUCGGAUAUGCAGCCGACAACAACGAAAUAAAUAUGGAUACUGAAGAAUGUAAAGCUAAGACGAAUGAGGAAUGGAUAGAAGAGAUCAAGGCUUUGGCUUGUAGACUGCUUGAAAAAUGGUCUAAAUUACCGAAGGAAAACUACCGGAUACCGCGAUUGGAGCGUCAAGAGACCGAGAAAAUGCUUCAUAUAUCAAAUCCAAUUGGUUCUUCUCUUAUCUCUUGGGGAUCGGAAUACAAAGAUGAACAAGCAAUAUCCAAUAAAUCUUGGACUCAGAAUAGUAGCAGUAAAUUCCAGUCAAAUAAAACUCUGCGUGACAAACUGGUUUCAUCUUUCAUUCGAGAGCAGAAUGGUCCAAAAGCAUCCAACAGUUCGUCAUGUUUGUCCAAAGCUGAGAGACGUAUGCUUUUCGAAGCUCAAGUUAAAGCUAAUGAAAAUCAAUGUUCAUCUGAAAAUUCUGUUCCUACAUCGGAUGAUUUUGUGCAGACAAAUCCAUCUAAUGACGAAAAGGAUACAGAUCAUCUUCGUCAGCUAUUACUCUGUGCACUUUUAAGUGAGUGCGGUCGAAACGAUACUGCCCUUUCAAAUCUUUUAUCUAACAUAGCUGUAGAAUUGAAAAGCAUGCCUGUUGUUUCUACUUUGUUACAAGCCUUACCUCGUAUGUUGACUUUGAUGUCCAGUUCCAACGAUUCAGAUUUGGUUACGCGUCUUUGUAAAGAACUCAAACGGUAUGCUGAUGAUGACUUAAACUCAUUACCUGCGGGCUGGAGAUCAGCUGCUGACUCGAGUGGGCGACUGUAUUAUUACAAUAAAGAAACCAAUAGUGUUCAGUGGGAGAAGCCACUAAUAAAUUCCAAUGAAAAAGAUGACAAAAACACCCUUACUGAAGAGCAAUAUGGACAGAUGAAAAGACAGUUUACUCAUGAGGUUGGAAAUUACAUUUUGCGUCUUCUGAAGCCCUACAGACUACCCAAUUGUUUGACUGGUCGUAUAGACUCAAGCGAAGACUUUGUGCAUAUAACGAAAAAGCUAACUCAUUCGUUCGUAUCGAAGGAACUAAAGCGAUCAUCACUAACUUCACCACCAACUUUUUCAAAUGGACUUCAAGAACGUAUACGUUUAAGUGUUACACGGUAUAUGACUUCACGCGGGCCAGUAUAUAGGCGUAAAACGAAAAUCAAUAAUCCCGGGUGA
This is a messenger RNA of Schistosoma mattheei, 3345 nucleotides long. NCBI's taxonomy places the organism in Eukaryota, Metazoa, Platyhelminthes, Trematoda, Strigeidida, Schistosomatidae. The record is from the annotation of a GenBank genome assembly.